This is a messenger RNA of Triplophysa dalaica, 2495 nucleotides long. It is a transcript of the gene sirt6, whose product is annotated as sirtuin 6. The record is from RefSeq and is a predicted model, not a curated record. NCBI's taxonomy places the organism in Eukaryota, Metazoa, Chordata, Actinopteri, Cypriniformes, Nemacheilidae. The transcript is spliced from 8 exons. Bases 164 to 1375 code for a protein of 403 amino acids. Gene Ontology annotation, molecular function: NAD+ binding.
GAGCCUUUGGGAUGGAAAUUGUCCUCCCAAUCCGGCAACACUGACGCAUUACGCACGUUCUCGAUUACGUCGCCUGGUGUACCAACACACACCGACUGAACGGAGAAGCAGUCUCUUGCUUUUACCGACACUUUUGACUAGCGGUUUAUUUUGAAAGUCGAUCAUGUCGGUGAAUUACGCAGCCGGUCUCUCUCCCUAUGCGGAUAAAGGUAUCUGCGGUCUCCCUGAGAUAUUUGACAGCCCAGAGGAGUUAAAGACUAAAGUGGAGACUUUGGCCCAGUGGAUCAGGGACUCUCAGUACAUGGUCGUACAUUCAGGGGCUGGAAUCAGCACCUCAACAGGGAUCCCAGACUUCAGAGGACCUAAGGGAGUGUGGACGAUGGAGGAGAGAGGAGAGACGCCUCACUUCAACACCACAUUUGAGGACGCACGUCCGAGUCUCACUCACAUGGCCCUUCUGCAGCUCCAGAAAGCCGGACAUCUCAAAUACCUCAUCAGUCAGAAUGUGGACGGGCUUCACUUGCGCUCCGGAUUUCCCAGGGAUCGACUCUCAGAACUCCACGGGAACAUGUUUGUUGAAGAAUGUGAGAAAUGUGGCAAACAAUACGUUCGGGACGCAGUAAUUGGAGUGAUGGGACUGAAGCCAACCGGACGCUACUGUGAUGUCAUACGUUCCAGGGGACUCAGAUCCUGCAGAGGCAAACUGAUCAGCACUAUAUUGGACUGGGAGGACUCGCUGCCUGAGAGAGAUCUCAACAGAGCAGAAGAAGCGUGCAGGCGAGCAGACCUGGCCUUGACAUUGGGUACUUCUCUGCAAAUCAAACCUAGUGGAGAUCUGCCGCUGUUAACCAAACGCACUGGAGGCAAAGUGGUUAUAGUCAACCUUCAGACCACCAAACACGACAAGCAUGCACACCAGCGUAUCUACGGCUACGUCGAUGAAGUCAUGGGUCAGCUGAUGAAACUUCUGGGAUUGGAGAUUCCUGAUUGGACGGGGCCGACACUGUGCGAGACUUCAGGUGGAGACCUGGACAUCCUUCCAUUUGGAGCUUGGAAAAAGGAAGUCAAGAUUGAGCUGAAGAUUGAAGAAAAGAAAGAAACAGUCCCAAAGAAAAGAAAGAAGAGAAAGGCAGACAGCAAGAGAAAUGUAGAGAAGGAUGUUAAGAUAGAAAAAGAGGUGAAAAAAGAGGACAACGAAGCAACAUCAGCAAGCAAACAUAAAGAUGAUGUCUCCAGUGACUCUAUACCAAUCAAGACACAGAACUUGGGUUCUUUAAACGGCUCCUCCAAGAAUUCUCUCUGUUCUUCUGAUGUUAAUAGCACAGUAACGGAAACUUCAGAUGAAAAUAAAAACACAGACGAGUGCUCUUCAUAGAGACAAUAACACAAUGACAAAAGCUGAAUAUCAAAACUCAGGCCACCAUUUGUUCUUCUGUCAUUUCAAACCUCCUGCAUAAUUUGCUUCUAAACACACCUGAACCAGCUUUCUUCUAUCAGGACACCUCUGAAACGUCAUGAUCAUGUUUAGAUCAUGUGUUUAUCUAAGCUUAGGUCUCAGACUAAAAGAGCGAGAUCAGGUAUGUUAGAUACUACAGUAAGUGCCCGUAGGGAUAUAGUGUGUUUUGUAGAGAUAUCAAACAGAUAAAAGUGAUGUCAUAGAAGGUUGAUUGUGCAAUAUUACUGAUACUUACAGUAGUGGACAGAUUGGGUGGGGUAGGGAUUUAUAUCCGCUGGCUAAACUCACAACUCAUCGCCGCCAGGAUCUCAAUUCAGGUCAAAUUGGUCAAAAACAUGCUCUGCUCAUAUUCUACUCCGUUGUGAUGAAAAAAAUACAUAAAGACAUUUAAAGGAGUAGUUUAAAUGAAAAUUCUGUUAUUUAUUCACCCUCAUGUAGAUCUAAACCUGUGGUUUUGUGUUCAUGGGAUGGAAGUCAAUGGGGUUCAGUGUUGUUUGGUUACCAAUGUUCUUCAAAAUUAUAUAAUGUCUGCAGAUGAUCGUUGGAUUCGGAAUAACAUGAGGGUAAAUAAAUGAAGGAAUUUAGAUUUUUUAAUGAUCCGUCCCGUUUUAUAUAGAGGUUUUAUGCAGAAUGACAUUAUCAUGACUAUAGUUUACUAGUGGAAGAUGUAAAAUUGGUGGAUGAAGAGUACUUCUGUUUACCUUUAAAUAUAAUGCAUUUCUGCAAAAUACAAAACUGAUUUAAUAGUCGUAAAAACAAGCCUCACUGUCUUGAUUGUAUUUACAUUUUGGCGUGAAAUAAGAACUAAACAUGUUUCAUGAGAUUCCCUUUUAAAAAGUGAGAAUACAGGGAUGUUUUUCUGUGUGUUUGGAGAGAUUGUGAGCUUUCGAACUGUUUGUUUAACACUGAUGCUUUAAAACGAUUGUUCUCUGUGCAGUUUUUUUCUUUUAUCUUCAACUGUAUCAUGUGUUUAUUUUUUGCCUUUCUACCUUUUUUUAUGAAGACUUGACAUAUAUACAUAAACAAGGCAGUGAAACUG